UGAAGUUUCACUCUGUUUCCUCUUGAGAACCUCGUGCUCAGAUUUCUUUACGGCAACAAGCUCAAGGAAAGGUGCAGAAGGGCUUUCCCAUUUCACAUGGCCAUACACUGAGGUUUCUAAUGGCCUCCAGCUCAGGGCUGUCCAUGUGAGAAGGGAAUCUGAGAAGAGAAGGGCAGACACCUAAAGAGAGAGAAGAGUUUCCCACAGAACAUGGCCUCUACCAAAGAAGAUGGCGUGGAUGAAAGAGCGGUGGACAUUAAAGAGGAGGACUGUGAGCGGCUCACACCAGAGGAUGUGUGUGUGAAGCUGGAGGAUCACGAAGAAAAAAUUUCAGUUUUUAAAGAGGAGGAGUGCAAGGAGGCGACUGCUGCCAUUAAAGCUGAGGAUUUGAAUGAUUUCUCUGCUGGUCUUGAACUUCAAAAGCAUGAAACUGAGGAUAUUUUCAAGCAAGAUGCCUGUGAAGAAUCUCCAUCCAGUUUACAGCCCUGGUCCACUAAUACGGGACGUCUUGCUACGCAGGAGAAUUCUGCAGAGCUGAAAUCGGAGUUAUCGGAGUCUGAAGAGAAAAUCACUGAAGGAAAUGGGAGAGAAGGCGAAGAGUCACCUGGGAGUGUUGGAAUAAAUUUACAGAAGAAUGGCAGCUUCUCUCCACCUUCAUUUGGUCAGCCCUCUCUUCAAUACGAUGAGAAAUGUAUGAAGAAAUCAACAAGUGGAUCAAAGAACCAGACAGAAGCCAUCAAAACUGAUCCACAGCAAGUGGAGAAAGAAAUCCAAAUUCAUACUGGAAGCAAAUGUUGUUUGGAAUGUGGCAAACAAUUCACACAUAAAAAGGAUCUUAAUAAGCAUAUGAAGGUUCACACAGGAAAAACACCUCAUUGUUGUCAUGAAUGUGGUAAGUCAUUCUCAACGAAAGGCCAUCUUCAGAGGCAUAGAAGAAUCCACACAGGAGAAAAACCUCAUUGCUGUCCAGAAUGUGGCAAACAAUUUUCUGACAAACGCAGUUUUCAAAAGCACACGCAAAUUCAUAAUAGAGAGAAAAAGCAGUAUGCAUGUCCCGAAUGUGGCAAAUGUUAUACAAACCAGAAAAGUCUUCAUAGACAUGCCAAAAUCCAUACUGAAGAAGAAUCUUAUGGCUGUUCUCAAUGUGAGAAACGAUUCUUAGAUUUAAGUGCACUUCAGUGCCACAUCAGAACUCAUACUGGAGAGAAACCUUAUUCUUGUCCUGAAUGUGAUAAGCAGUUCUCACAACAAAGCACCCUAAAGAGUCACAUCAGACGUCACACCGGAGAGAAACCUCACCAUUGCUUGGAGUGUGGCAAACAAUUUUCACGCCUCAGUUCCCUUUAUAAUCAUAGGAGAAGUCAUACUGGAGAGAAGCCUUACAGUUGUAGUGAAUGUGGAAUGCGAUUCUCAUAUAACAGUUGUCUUCACAAACAUAAAAUAAUUCAUUCUGGUAAGAAACAGAGCUGUUCUGAAUGUGGCAAGCUUUUCUCAGAUGGCACAACUCUUAAAGAUCACAUGAGAAUUCACUCUGGAGAAAAACACUAUUGCUGUCCAGAGUGUGGCAAACGAUUCUCGCGUCCAAGUUCGCUUAGGUGCCACAGAAGGAUCCAUAUUGGAGAGAAGCAGUACACUUGUUCUGAAUGUGGUAAAGGGUACUCUUCCAGAAGAAGUUUUCGGAGACACACACAAAGUCAUAAUGGAGUUAAACUUGUCCUAUAAAUCACAAAUGGUCUUUCCAUUGGCUCCUCAACCAAAACAAUUGAAAAAAAUCUUCUAAUUGAGGUAAAGGACUCCAGUUGAAAGUAGUUGUAAGGUAUGGUAACCUCAGAGCCACGUAUGAAUUUACAAAGGAAUAAACACACAGGAAUACAACACACAUUUCACAGCAAGAAUCUUCUUCAACAACUUAUAGAUGCAAGAAAAAACCUCAUUGUUGUCCUAAAUGUGGUUAACGCUUUGCAGACAGCAGUCGUAGACGUAAAUAGUCAUAAAUGACUGGCUUACUUGUGGUAAGCCUCUUAGCUGUUCUGAAUGUUGAAAGUGGUCCUCCUGUAUCAGCCAUCAUCAGCAACACGUAAGAUUUCAUGAAGGACUCAGAAACUGUACUGUCAGGAUGUCAACCACACAGGGACUGAUCAUCUCUGCACCGGUGCUGUGACAUAAGAUGGUGAACAAUACAAACACCAGAGGACAGAAUGAGGUAGCAACAGUACUGGGCGGUGAUAACUUCAACCAUAGAACACAACUGAAAAAGUUUAAUGAAAAAAUGGACAAAUCAAGUCCACAAUGCACUGCCAGCUACCAGGAGGUGCCACUCACAACGAGGGGAAUAUUCUUAACCCUGAUAAUGAAGAAGUCAGUUAGUGAGGUCAGCUAACAACCAAUGCUGUCCAAUCAGAUACUGGGGAGGGACAGUCGGGGUGGACAGGAGACCAGAAAGAGAGCUGUCACAUGACAGGCCAAUGUAGAGGGGAUUCAUAAGAUUUUUACACUUAUUUAGGUUAUCAUUUAUAAAUGAUGAGCCUUUACAAACCAAACACAUUCAUUGGCUGUGUGUCAAGGGUGAGUCCAAAAGUGGGAAUUUAAGAAGAUCUAAAUACAAAUAAAAUGAAACAUUCAGGGUUCAAAGAGAAAUGUUUAAGACCUGAAGAGGGUGUCGCAGUUCACUUCUUCAUAUCGAUACCCAAGACAACGUUUCUUGACGUCGAGACUACAAGCUGGACGUCACAGGAGCUCCAAUAAACUCAAACAGCAGGAUGGACAAUUAGAAGCUCUGCUUUGGGAGAGUGUCAGUCAGCUACAAAAAGCUUCGCCUUCAUUUCCUUGACAGAAAACUCCAAAAAGCAGAAGUGGCCCCUUCGCACCCCCACCACUGAAGGUCAAAUUUGACCCCCUGACUACUCGGCAUUGGCUCACUCUGCUUGGACUUUCUGUAUUUUGUAGGUUUUAUGUUUUGUUUUUUAGCCACACUCUCUUUACAUUUCAUUUGAUUGAUGUUCUCAAAUGUGUGAGUAUAGUUUGACUCUUACAAGGACUUAUCUAAAAAGGGUACAUUGGCUAUGAAAUGGAAGAAGGCAGAAAAAUAUAAAAAGUGGAAAAAAUUAAGAGUUGAAAUCGAUGAAAUAUGCUCAGUGGCAGAGGAGACGUGGACAAAAGCAGAAAGGACAGCACAGAAAAGGCAGGUACCAACUGAAAACAAAAGAAGGCUGAUUGGUGGAAAGAACUGUCAGUCACUCCUGCGUGGACUGUUGAGGACAGCCGUGGACUGCAGACUUCAAACUUCAUGUGUUUUUGAUUUCAAAUCUGUGACCAUGCACUGAAUAAGUCUGUUAUUUAUCGGUUCGCAUGUUCUGAAACUGCAACGUCAACACAAAGAUCAUACAUACACGUAAUGUGGCAUGUGUGAUCAGUCACUUUUGUUUGAUUUUUAUCUGCCCUGUAUCGAGUGCCACUUCCAGAUCGGCAACCCCACUGCACCCCGUAGCACAUUAGGAGUUUGGGACUGGAGCACAAAGUGGAUUGGAACUCUGAGAAGGACAGACUUAUAAGACGUGAAUAAAACCAGCUGCCCUCCCUGGUCUGUCUUCAUUCAGAAGGACUCACCUGAGUGGUGUGAUUGUUCUGCGGCACUCCUGUUAGCCGAUAUUUCAUCAGCUUGCUUUCUGCGUUUCAUCUGAUAACCAGCAGAGUUAAUCAAAGAUGAGCCAGGCCUGUUAAAACGGGAACGUUAUUGACAUUUUGUUUUGCUUUAAAUAUUUUUUCUGCUUUUUUUACUUUGAGGUAUUGGAGGCCUUGUACAUUAGAGAUUAUUAAUACAUGAGCAUUUGGUGUUAGUGAAUUGACAAUUAAUAAACUGUUUUUAUUGCUAAA
Molecule: messenger RNA, 3873 nt
Organism: Polypterus senegalus (gray bichir)
Lineage: Eukaryota; Metazoa; Chordata; Cladistia; Polypteriformes; Polypteridae
Product: zinc finger protein OZF-like
Exons: 3
Coding region: 211-1722 (503 amino acids)
Source: RefSeq, a predicted model, not a curated record